UACAGUGGCAAUCUGCGGCCGCCGCCAUUCACCAAUCUACUCUUGCAGAGUAAAUUUGUGAAGUACUGAUCUACUUAUUUACACUUUUUUGUAAUCGUUUUACACAAUUAUGACAGCUGUUACUAAAGGAAUAUUUAUUGUAGCCGCAAAGCGUACACCUUUUGGAAAAUUUGGUGGAUCAUUUGUUAAUAAAAACAUAACUGAAUUGUCAGUAGUUGCUUCUAAUGCUGCAUUGCAAUCAGCCAACUUGAAACCUGAAAAUAUUGAUAGCGUAGUUUUUGGCAAUGUUUUACCUCUGUCAUCAUCUGAUGGGGCAUUUAUGCCCAGGCACGUGCUAUUGAAAGCAGGUAUUCCUAUUGAUAAACCAGCUCUGGGUGUCAAUCGACUAUGUGGUUCUGGUUUUCAAGCUGUUGUCAGCGGUGCUCAGAGCAUCACAACAAAAGAAGCCCAUAUCGUUUUAACAGGAGGUGCUGAAAAUAUGAGUCAAAUGCCAUUUGUAGUAAGAAAUACUCGCUUUGGAACUGCACUUGGUCAAAAAUAUGAAUAUGAAGAUUCUCUUUGGUUAGGAUUAAUGGACACUCAUUGUGGUUUACCCAUGGGUUUGACUGCAGAAAAGUUAGGAGAUCAGUUUAAAGUAACCAGAGAAGAAGUAGAUAACUUUGCAUUGCGAAGCCAACAUGCAUGGAAAGCUGCUCAUGACAAUGGCUACUUCAAGGCUGAAUUAGCACCAGUAAUCAUUAAAUCUAAAAAACGUGAAGUAUCAGUUGAGAUCGAUGAACAUCCUAGACCUCAAACGACUAUUGAUGACCUCAAAAAAUUACCUUCUAUCUUCAAAAAGGAUGGUUUAGUAACUGCUGGAACAGCAUCGGGAGUAUGUGAUGGAGCUGCGGCCGUUAUAUUGGCAAGUGAAGAAGCUGUUAAAGCUCAUGGCUUGAAACCCUUAGCUCGUUUGGUAGGAUACAGUGCUGUUGGAGUUGAUCCAACAAUCAUGGGAAUUGGACCAUCUCCAGCAAUUAAGAAUUUAUUGAAAGCUACUAACAAGUCUUUGAAUGAUAUGGAAUUAGUAGAGAUCAAUGAAGCUUUUGGUGCUCAAACUCUUGCCUGUGCCAAAGAUUUGAAUUUAGAUUUGAAUAAAUUGAAUGUCAAUGGAGGCGCUAUUGCUUUGGGACAUCCAUUAGGAGCAUCUGGAUCCAGAAUUACAGCCCACUUAGUCCAUGAAUUAAGACGAAGAAAUGCUGGUAAAUUUGCCAUUGGUUCGGCUUGCAUCGGCGGUGGUCAAGGAAUCGCUGUGAUGGUUGAAGCUCUUUAAAAACUGUCACACAUAAAUUACUUAUAACCAUUUUUUGAUAAUAUUGUUUGAAGCUUUAGAUUUAUACACGAGAAAUCGGAUUUUUUAAAUAUGUAUAAUGCAAAACAGAAAAUAAUGUGAUAACUUAUAGAGAUGAGAAUAUUUUUACAACAUAAUGUCGUUUUAUUAUCACAGGAUAUAAACUUUGUGCAAGUUA
Molecule: messenger RNA, 1505 nt
Organism: Trichogramma pretiosum
Lineage: Eukaryota; Metazoa; Arthropoda; Insecta; Hymenoptera; Trichogrammatidae
Gene: yip2
Product: 3-ketoacyl-CoA thiolase, mitochondrial
Exons: 8
Coding region: 110-1309 (399 amino acids)
Biological process (GO): fatty acid beta-oxidation
Molecular function (GO): acetyl-CoA C-acetyltransferase activity
Source: RefSeq, a predicted model, not a curated record